Molecule: messenger RNA, 1248 nt
Organism: Lodderomyces oxycetoniae
Lineage: Eukaryota; Fungi; Ascomycota; Pichiomycetes; Serinales; Debaryomycetaceae
Gene: PDA1
Product: pyruvate dehydrogenase (acetyl-transferring) subunit E1 alpha
Exons: 1
Coding region: 1-1248 (415 amino acids)
Biological process (GO): pyruvate decarboxylation to acetyl-CoA
Cellular component (GO): intracellular membrane-bounded organelle
Molecular function (GO): pyruvate dehydrogenase (acetyl-transferring) activity
Source: RefSeq, a predicted model, not a curated record
AUGAGUCGUUUAGUCAAUAUCUCCAAAGUCAUUGGUGGUUUCAAGAGCAAUUCUAGCACCUUCAAAGGCUCAUCGUUGAAAAUUGUUAGAACGUUGGCCACCAGUAAAGAUGCCGAGUCUAUCGAUUCUAGUGAUUUGGUUUCUGUUGACCUUCCUCAGACCUCUUUUGAAGGGUAUAAUUUAGAUUGUCCUGAAUUAUCCUUUGAAACUGAGAAGGAGACGCUUUUGAAAAUGUACAAGGAUAUGAUUAUUGUUAGAAGAAUGGAAAUGGCUGCAGAUGCCUUGUACAAGGCGAAAAAAAUUAGAGGAUUUUGUCAUUUAUCAGUUGGUCAAGAAGCUAUUGCUGUUGGUAUCGAAAAUGCCAUUGAUCAUAAGGAUACCGUUAUUACUUCGUAUAGAUGCCAUGGUUUUGCAUUUAUGAGAGGUGCCUCUGUUAAAUCCAUAUUGGCAGAGUUGAUGGGUAGAAGAACUGGUGUUUCAUUUGGUAAAGGUGGAUCUAUGCAUAUGUUUGCUCCUGGAUUUUAUGGCGGUAACGGAAUUGUUGGUGCACAAGUUCCUUUAGGUGCAGGUUUGGCAUUUGCCCAGAAAUACAAGGGCGAGAGAUCAGUUUGCUUUGAUCUUUAUGGUGAUGGUGCUUCUAACCAAGGACAGGUGUUUGAAGCUUAUAAUAUGGCAAAAUUGUGGAAUUUACCGUGCAUUUUUGUUUGUGAAAAUAAUAAAUAUGGUAUGGGUACUGCUGCUGCGAGAAGUUCAGCCACUACUGAAUAUUUCAAGAGAGGUCAAUAUAUCCCUGGAUUGAAAAUCAAUGGUAUGGAUGUCUUGGCUUGUUACCAAGGCUCUAAAUUUGCCAAGGACUGGGCUUCUCAAGGUAAUGGCCCAUUGGUUUUAGAGUUUGAAACUUAUAGAUAUGGUGGCCACUCGAUGUCUGACCCAGGUACUACUUAUAGAACAAGAGAAGAAGUGCAGCACAUGAGAUCAAGAAACGAUCCAAUUGCUGGAUUAAAGGCUGUGUUGUUGGAGAAAAACAUUGCUACUGAAGCCGAAAUCAAAUCCUAUGAUAAAGCAGCUAGAAAAUACGUUGAUGAACAAGUUGCCGAGGCUGAAGGAGAUGCUCCACCGGAAGCCAAGAUGGAUAUUUUGUUUGAAGAUGUUUACGUCCCAGGAAGCGAGAUUCCUGUUUUGAGAGGUAGAAUUUCGGACGAUACUUGGGAUUUUAAGAAUAAGACUUUUUUGAAUAAAGUGUACUAA